This is a messenger RNA of Aspergillus caelatus, 1393 nucleotides long. RefSeq names its product polyadenylate-binding protein. NCBI's taxonomy places the organism in Eukaryota, Fungi, Ascomycota, Eurotiomycetes, Eurotiales, Aspergillaceae. The coding region runs from base 251 to 820 and encodes 189 amino acids. The record is from RefSeq and is a predicted model, not a curated record. Gene Ontology annotation, molecular function: RNA binding. The transcript is spliced from 4 exons.
CUACGACGGGCCGUCUACCUCCAAUCACCGGUUGCAGGGCAUUCUGUUUACCUCUUCAAUCAUUUUAAUCUAGACUUCCUCUACCCCAAUCUUUAAAAAGCUUUGCAUUUGUCGGAUAUUAUAUUUUCCCAGAGCUCUUGCUCCACUCCGCUCCGCUAGCAGUCGGGGAGGUGCCGUUACAACUUGAGUUUUUCCUUGACUCCGCGGGUUGAACAUAGAAAAGAGGAGGCAUCCCAAGAUUACUUCCAUAAUGAAUCCUGAAGAGAACGAGGUUAAAGAUGAGCGUCUGCAGCAUCAGGAAGAGGGGGCUGAUGAUGAGGAAGAGAUUGCGGCGAUGAAGAGACGGGUAGCCGAAAUGGAAUCUGAGGCGGCGAAGUUGCGCGAGAUGCAAGCCACCCUUGAUCAACAGUCCGAGAACCUGCGGGAAGAUAAGGAAGAGAUCGAUGCGCGGAGUAUUUUCGUCGGCAACGUUGACUACGGUGCUUCCCCGGAGGAGAUUCAGGCGCAUUUCCAGAGCUGUGGCUCAAUAAACCGUGUUACUAUUCUCCUGGAUAAGUUCACGGGUCAGCCGAAAGGGUACGCAUAUGUAGAGUUUGCAGAGCCUAGCUUGGUGGCCCAGGCACUUGUUCUAAAUGAGAGUGUUUUCCGUGGCAGGAACCUUAAGGUUGUCCCCAAGCGUACCAACGUGCCCGGCAUGACUCGAGGUCGCGGACGAGGUGGCUUCCGAGGCCGGGGUUUCUUCCGUGGCGGUUAUCCCCCUCGGGGAGGCUACCGCGGAGGCUAUCGUGGUGGCCGGGGUCGGGGCUAUGCACCUUACUAAAAUGCAUGCAACGUAUGCCGCCACGCCGAGGGCGAAUAGUUCGCAGAUAAGAGCAAGCGAGCUCGAACGAGUCAAGUGAAAGAGGAAUACGGCCGAACACGUCCACAUUAAAUCGAUAAAUCGUGAGGUUUCUCUGAUUUCAUGGAGAAUACUUUGGAGUUGGGGAUGGAAUGUACUGUAUGAUAACCAUCUGGCAACCGGUAGGAUGGAUGGAUUCCGCUUGUUUCUAUGAUAUCACCCAUAUUCUACUGGGGUUUCUUUUAUUAUUUUUUUUUUUUAUUUUGAUUUCGUUAGGAUCAUCGUCAUUUUUUGAAAGCAUAUCUUACAGGGUCAAUGGAAAACACUAUGUUGUCUCCCUCUAUUUAUUUUUCACGUGUGGUGUGGUGUGUGUGUGGGGGGGGGGUAAGGAUACGAUGUAUACGGAGCUAGGUACUAUGUACGGGGUGAUUGCGACGUUUAAGGAUCAAACCAUGGCGAUGAACCUGGUAAGUAGGUAAACUGAAGCAGUGCGCCCCACUGCCUAUAAUCCGUCGUACUGUCUGUACUCCGAGUAUGCUCCUAAACGAUGACAAU